Messenger RNA from Drepanopeziza brunnea f. sp. 'multigermtubi' MB_m1, 627 nucleotides. RefSeq lists its product as uncharacterized. The record is from RefSeq and is a predicted model, not a curated record. Gene Ontology annotation, biological process: mitochondrial electron transport, NADH to ubiquinone. NCBI's taxonomy places the organism in Eukaryota, Fungi, Ascomycota, Leotiomycetes, Helotiales, Drepanopezizaceae.
AUGCUUUCCACCGCCAGAUCAAAAGCUGUAUUGCAGCUCCCCCGGGUUGCCUCAGCGUCGGCGAGACGAACCUAUGCUUUCUCUGCAAAUGACAAGCAGGAAAUCAGCUCCCCCAACUCCUCCAAGCCAGUCCCGAAUGUCUCGAAGACCAACGAGGUCCCAAUCAAGACACCCCAUAGAGAAGCACUUCUCUCGGAGAACACCGCAGAUGCUGAGAAAUCAAGAGCUCAACAGGCACCGAACAGAGCUGCUGUGUGGUCGCGCAGUCAGAACCCAAGGGCUAAUGCUAUGUCGGGGCCUAGAUUCGAGGCGACAAUCAUGGAAAUGCAGCCUGCUCCUCAAGCUGCCAUUGACUUGAUCCACAAGCAGCCUGUUCGCUGGACACACGAUAGAAUGGUAUCCUGUGAUGGAGGUGGUGGACCACUGGGACAUCCAAGAAUCUUCAUCAAUACCGACAAGCCCCAGAUUGCCAUGUGCACAUACUGUGGUCUCCCAUUUGCAAACGAACACCACAGAGCUCAUCUCGAGUCCCUUCCAGAAACCGCCUACCCCCUUGCACCCCAAGGUACUGCUGCAGAGAUCAAUGAGUCGCAGCGGAUUACAAAUGAGGCACUUGGACAAAGAUAG